This is a messenger RNA of Seriola aureovittata, 857 nucleotides long. RefSeq names its product phosphatidylethanolamine binding protein 1 (gene pebp1). Bases 86 to 649 code for a protein of 187 amino acids. The transcript has 4 exons. The record is from RefSeq and is a predicted model, not a curated record. Gene Ontology annotation, biological process: negative regulation of MAPK cascade. NCBI's taxonomy places the organism in Eukaryota, Metazoa, Chordata, Actinopteri, Carangiformes, Carangidae.
CAAUUAAUUUGCCAGCAGUAGCGGUUCAGCCAAGCAGUAGCGGCCCAGCCAGGCAGCAGCUUCUGAAAACAGACUACAGCUCAAAAUGCCCGUAGAUUUAAGCCAGUGGGGCGGCUCUCUUGCCCUGCAGGAGGUCGAGGAAAAGCCAGCACAGCCUCUGAAAAUUAAAUACGACUCUGUGGAAAUCGACGAACUCGGCAAAGUGCUCACACCAACACAGGUGCAGAAUCGACCCACCUGCGUCGAGUGGGAAGGAUGUGACUCCAGUAAGAUGUACACUCUGGCCCUGACCGACCCUGACGCUCCCAGCCGGAAAGACCCCAAAUUCAGGGAGUGGCACCACUUCCUGGUGGUCAACAUGAAAGGGAACGAUGUGUCCUCUGGCUGCGUCAUGUCGGACUACGUGGGCUCUGGUCCUCCUAAGGGCACAGGUCUCCACAGGUAUGUGUGGCUGGUGUACGAGCAGCCAGGCACCCUGUCCUGCUCUGAGACUGUCCUCACCAACUGCUCUGGAGACGGCCGUGGCAAGUUCAAACUCCAGAGCUUCAGGAAGAAAUACAAGCUGGGAGCCCCUGUGGCAGGAACCUGCUACCAGGCCGAGUGGGACGACUAUGUUCCCAGACUGUACGAGCAGCUGGCCGGAAAAUAAAAAAAAAAAUGUAGGCUGGUGGUCUUUAGCAAACUCCCACUCAUGCAACAGGCAAAAAAACCCCAACAGUUAAACAGCAUUCUUUUUUCGUGUGUGCCACUGAAUAGUAUUUUCUUUUCCUGCUGCUGCCAACCCAUGCUGGGACACAAAUAACUCCUCAAUAAUGUCACCUACACCCAUCUACAAUAAAUCUGUUCAACACUGAAAA